AUGGUGAUAGAGGAUCAAGGGGUUAUUGGGAAGUAUCGAUCCGAAUAUCCUAGUUUCGAACCGGAUUUCUGUACUGCCGAGCUGCUGGGAAUGGUCUUUCACGUUCCAUGCAAACCGGAACUCAUUUUGGAGGCAGAUUACGGAACGGAAUGGCGGAAGGACGUAUCAUCAGUUGGCUAUUAUCCGACCCUCUCCAAGAAUGUCAAACCAAACGGGUCUUUUAAUGCAUCGGAAAAGGCUAACGUCAUGCAGUAUUAC
This is a messenger RNA of Mesorhabditis spiculigera, 258 nucleotides long. The record is from the annotation of a GenBank genome assembly. Lineage: Eukaryota; Metazoa; Nematoda; Chromadorea; Rhabditida; Rhabditidae.